CUAAAAAAAGGAAUAGUUACAAGGAUGUUCAGAGCAGCAAUAUUUAUAAUGGCAAAAAAAUUGGUAGCAAUCUAUAUAUCUAGUAGCAGGGGACUGAGUAACUAGAUCAUGGAAUUGCCUCUAACAGAACAGUUUGGAAACUAUUAGUCUUGAAAGCAAAGUGACUUGCCGUCAGCACUUGAAAAAAUAAAGGGCUCCCAAACGCUUCAGAAGACAGAAACAGAAGAGGGAGGGAACAGCCAUAAUAAUGCCUAUCACAGAAUGUAACAGGUCAUCAAGCCCUGCCUCCUGCACAUCUCCCAACCCGAACAAGGAGAAUCCAAGAAAGAAGGUCCAGUGGGCUUCUGGGAGGAGGAGGACGUCAUCCACAGACUCAAAGUCCCAGUCCGACCCCUCCAAAGCGUCCAGGUCCCGGAAACUCAGCCGGCUGACGGUGAAGUAUGACCGGGGGCAGCUCCAGAGCUGGCUGGAGAUGGAGCAGUGGGUGGACGCCCAGGUUCAGGAUCUCUUCCAGGAUCAACCAACUCCUUCUGAGCCUGAGAUCGACCUGGAGGCUCUCAUGGAACUAUCCACAGAGGAGCAGAAGACUCAGUUGGAGGCUAUUCUCCAAAACUGCCCCCGCCCCACAGAGCCUUUUAUCUCUGAGCUGCUCAGUCAACUCAAGAAAUUUCGGAGACUCAGUCGGCCUCAGAAAUAAGCCUUGUGAGACUACCUUCAUCAGCUUCAGCACUGCCAGGUCUGCCCUGAACCCCUGGAUCCUGGGCUGAGAGGGAAACAGCUCCUUGGGACACAGACAAGGAACAUGUAGAGUGAGGAGGGACAUUUGGACACCCCUGUCUAUGUGCAGUCACAGCUAAUUCCUGUCAGCUGGGCUUUCUGGGAGCCAGUCAUGGCUAUGGCCCAGUGCUUUCCUCGGCAGCCGAGUGAAUAAAAC
Molecule: messenger RNA, 934 nt
Organism: Lagenorhynchus albirostris (white-beaked dolphin)
Lineage: Eukaryota; Metazoa; Chordata; Mammalia; Artiodactyla; Delphinidae
Gene: PPP1R14D
Product: protein phosphatase 1 regulatory inhibitor subunit 14D
Exons: 6
Coding region: 248-697 (149 amino acids)
Biological process (GO): regulation of phosphorylation
Cellular component (GO): cytoplasm
Molecular function (GO): protein serine/threonine phosphatase inhibitor activity
Source: RefSeq, a predicted model, not a curated record